This is a messenger RNA of Micropterus dolomieu (smallmouth bass), 710 nucleotides long. RefSeq names its product NADH:ubiquinone oxidoreductase complex assembly factor 4 (gene ndufaf4). Gene Ontology annotation, cellular component: mitochondrion. Gene Ontology annotation, biological process: mitochondrial respiratory chain complex I assembly. Bases 84 to 629 code for a protein of 181 amino acids. NCBI's taxonomy places the organism in Eukaryota, Metazoa, Chordata, Actinopteri, Centrarchiformes, Centrarchidae. The transcript is spliced from 3 exons. The record is from RefSeq and is a predicted model, not a curated record.
UUUCCACUGGGAAAUGAACCUCCUCGCUCACCGUCGACAGUUUGACUAAACUUUAUUGGUAGCUUUCUGUCAACUUAUCAAACAUGGGGGCACGAGUCACGCGUAUGUUCAGAAAUUUCAACCUGGAAAACAGAGUACACCGAGAAAUCUCCAAGGAGAAGCCGGCGGUAGCACCCCGACACGCGGGCAGCGUCCCGCCCCCCGCCGGCAGCGCUGAAGCUGCGGAGAUUGCGGACUCAAUGAACCAGAAGAACGCGCCGCUGCUCGCCCUCCUCAGGUCUGUGUAUGUGGAGUCCAAGGAUCCAGCAGCAGCAGCAGCAGAGGCAUCAAAGGAAGCGACAGCGGGGACAGAAGCGGAGCGGCGGCCACUAAGGUUCAGUCUGCCAGGGGACCCAUACGGCUUAGUGGAGCUCACAGACGUUCCCAAAGGCAAACUGACCAUCGCUGAGGCCCUGAAGGCCCUGAGCAGCCACCAGCGUCAGCCUGAGACAUGGACACCGGAAAAGAUUUCUCAGGAUUAUUCUCUGGACUUGAAAGACACAAAAGCUCUGCUGCGGUUCUUCAUCCCCUUCCAGGUUCAAAUCAUACCACCCAAGUCUACAAAUGCCAAGCAGAUAAAGGCUUCUUAGGACUAGAUUGUUGAUGAAUGGUAUACAAAAUAUUAUUGGAUUUAUUUAUGUAUAUGUCAAUAAAUUGCAUUGUGAUAGUGA